AUGCUGCUCUCGGCGCGCGCCGCUUCUGGUAACCCUGCACCGCAACUGGUGGUUCUUGACCUCGACUCGGGUGGUCCUUCGCUGCCGACGAUCAAGCUCGCUGCCAUGCUGCGGACGUCGAGUGCUGCACUCCCGCGGAACCAGCAUCAGCUCAUUGUCGCGCUAGGAGCGAACGAUGACUCACUCUCGCCCGACGCGGCGAGUUCCUUCGACGCCGUCGCCGCAUCGCCGCUCGAUCCGCCCACGGCACGCUCCCUCCUCCGCUACGCCAUCGCCGCCCAUGCCCUUUCAUCGCUUGAUGACCUCAUGGCGUUCUCGACCAUCAAAGAGCCGAUCAAUGUCCUUGUAGUCGACGAUAUGGAGAUCAAUCGCAUGGUUCUCUCGGCGCUCCUCGCCGAGCUCUCCAUCGACGUUGCCGAGGCUGCCAACGGCGACGAGAUGCUCGCCCACAUCCGUCGCAACUCCAGCUCACCUGACCUCGUCCUCCUCGACUGCCACAUGCCGGUCAAGGACGGCUUUACUGCAGCACGGGAGCUCCGCGACUCAGAGUCGGACUUGCCCGAGUCAAAGAGCUCCAUCCCAAUUUCAGCCGUCACCGCAGACUCGAACGCCACCGCCCGCGCCCUCGACGCUGGCAUGGACGUGUGCCUCUUCAAGCCAAUCACCUUGCAGACCGUCCGCGCGGUUGUCGCCUUUCUCGUCGAUCGCGCUCUGCCGCCCGAUACCAACCCGGCGCCUCUUCCGCCGCCGCUCAUUUCCGCUAUCAGCAACGCCGUCCACUCACUACCCCGUGUCUCGCAAGGCGAGCUCGACCCUUUGCUCGUUGCCCUUGUUCUUGCCCGCCAGCCGGCCGCCGCUGCCGCACUCCGCAUCGCCUGGGAGCUCGCCUGCUUGUGGCCACGCGCACCGCUCAUUGCAUCGCUGCUCAUCAAGCACAAGCUCAUCGUCCACACACCCUCGCCAUAGCCGCCCACGUCA
Messenger RNA from Thecamonas trahens ATCC 50062, 978 nucleotides. RefSeq lists its product as uncharacterized. Gene Ontology annotation, biological process: phosphorelay signal transduction system. The transcript has a single exon. The record is from RefSeq and is a predicted model, not a curated record. Lineage: Eukaryota; Apusomonadida; Apusomonadidae. The coding region runs from base 1 to 966 and encodes 321 amino acids.